This is a messenger RNA of Camelus dromedarius (Arabian camel), 5486 nucleotides long. RefSeq names its product SLIT and NTRK like family member 2 (gene SLITRK2). The coding region runs from base 1226 to 3763 and encodes 845 amino acids. NCBI's taxonomy places the organism in Eukaryota, Metazoa, Chordata, Mammalia, Artiodactyla, Camelidae. The record is from RefSeq and is a predicted model, not a curated record. The transcript has 3 exons. Gene Ontology annotation, biological process: regulation of presynapse assembly; positive regulation of synapse assembly; axonogenesis. Gene Ontology annotation, cellular component: glutamatergic synapse; membrane. Gene Ontology annotation, molecular function: protein binding.
GCUUUAGGAAACCAGGCAAAUGUCUCUUUGGCCAGUCAUCACCCAGAAAGUAAUUCUCUCAGUACGGAAACAAAGCUCUGUAUGUAAGGCAUAACGCCCCUGGGAGAACUCCUCGCCCUCCUACACAGGCGUGCUGGUGCACACACACCCCGCUCUCCAUCACCGACAGCAUCUGAGCUAGGAGGCUGGCAGGCGGGCCGCAGUCCUGUAGCAAAGAGACACAUCUACACACACACACACACACACACACACACGAGCGCGCACGCACACACACAUACACACACAUUACUGGGAAGAUCAGGACCCCUGCUCUGCUCAGGAAUCUGGAAUGAGAACCCCCGAAGGAAUGGCCAGGAGGGAGGGAGAGGUGGGAGGAACCACUUGGAGGGGCCCGAGGAGUCCCGUUGAGGCCAGCCCCUCAGCGAGGCCCCUCCAGGAGAACCCCGUCUCCAAGAGCUUCGCCAGCCGCUUGCCGCCCGCCGGGCUGGAGGUGGGGUAGCUCAGAAUCAACUGACGCAGCCGGGAUUUGAGCUUUGCGAAGCCACUCGCAGGGAAGGGAAGCAUCUGCCCCUCCCUCCCCCACUGCGCGCCCUCGAUCCACAGCCUGCCCCCUCCCCCCGUGACGUCACCCCAGCCCUGUCCCGGGGAACCUGCAAAGCCUCUCAAAUUCAAACUGCUGGGCGCACUGCUGCCACUGCCCCCGGAUUGGAAGUGCGCGCCCAGGCUCGGCCGCCGCCGCCGCCCGCCAACCCGGCCGGCCCGCUUCCCGACCUCCCUGCGCAGUCGCACCCCCGGGUCCCGUCGGCUCAGCGCCCCGCCGCCCCAACCCUCCUCUUCCUCUCCUACCGCCUGCCGGAUUUCUAAUUUAUGCGCAUCCCCCAGCAAAAAAAUUAAAUCUACCAACAGAAAGCAGGGCAUCCCUCCGGAAGCGGCGUCUUUUACCUUGCUCUCCCUCUCUUUCUGAAGAUGCUAAACUGCUGGCGGACUGCAGAGGAGAGGGGUCCCGUCUUCUCCUGAUGUUUAAAAAAAAAAAGUAAAGCAAUUUCUGCCGCGAGCCCAGGAUGGGCGAGCCGCCCGAGAUCUCUUCAAGAUACCCCAGGGGCGGAGGAGAUGGGCUGGAUUUAGUAGGACAACUCGGUUACUAAUGACUCCGCGGCUGGCGGCGACCCGCCGGGAAAUCAGGUUUGCCUGUAGGUACCUGAGCUGACACCGACGGUGCCUAAAGAUGCUGAGCGGCGUUUGGUUCCUCAGUGUGUUAACCGUGGCCGGGAUCUUACAGACGGAGAGUCGCAAAACUGCCAAAGACAUUUGCAAGAUCCGCUGCCUGUGCGAGGAGAAGGAAAACGUGCUGAACAUUAACUGCGAAAACAAAGGAUUUACAACUGUCAGCCUGCUCCAGCCCCCCCAGUAUCGAAUCUAUCAGCUUUUCCUCAAUGGCAACCUCCUGACGAGACUGUACCCGAACGAGUUCGUCAAUUACUCCAACGCGGUGACUCUCCACCUCGGUAACAACGGGCUGCAGGAGAUCCGGACCGGGGCGUUCAGCGGCCUGAAAACCCUCAAGAGACUGCACCUCAACAACAACAAGCUCGAGGUGCUGAGGGAGGACACCUUCCUGGGCCUGGAGAGCCUCGAGUACCUCCAGGCUGACUACAAUUACAUCAGCGCCAUCGAGGCAGGCGCUUUCAGCAAACUGAAUAAGCUCAAAGUGCUCAUCCUGAAUGACAACCUUCUGCUGUCCCUGCCCAGCAAUGUGUUCCGCUUCGUCCUGCUGACCCACUUAGACCUGAGAGGGAACCGGCUGAAAGUGAUGCCCUUCGCCGGCGUCCUUGAACACAUCGGAGGGAUCAUGGAGAUUCAGCUGGAGGAGAACCCGUGGAAUUGCACUUGUGACUUGCUUCCCCUCAAGGCCUGGCUGGACACCAUAACUGUUUUUGUCGGGGAGAUUGUUUGCGAAACUCCCUUCAGAUUGCAUGGGAAAGAUGUGACCCAACUGACCAGGCAAGACCUCUGUCCCAGAAAGAGUGCCGGUGACGCCAGUCAGAGAGGCAGCCACGCUGACACACACGUCCAGAGGCUGUCGCCGACGGUGAAUCCUGCUCUCAACCCCACUAGGGCUCCAAAAGCCAGCCGGCCUCCCAAAAUGAGAAAUCGUCCGACUCCCCGGGUCACCGUGUCAAAGGACAGGCAGAGCUUUGGACCCAUCAUGGUGUACCAGACCAAGUCCCCAGUGCCCCUCACCUGCCCCAGUAGCUGUGUCUGCACCUCUCAGAGCUCAGACAACGGUCUCAACGUCAACUGCCAAGAAAGGAAGUUCACGAAUAUCUCCGACCUGCAGCCCAAACCUACCAGUCCAAAGAAACUCUACCUAACAGGGAACUAUCUCCAGACUGUCUAUAAGAACGACCUCCUCGAAUACAGUUCUUUGGAUCUGUUGCAUUUAGGGAACAACAGGAUCGCAGUCAUUCAGGAAGGUGCCUUCACAAACCUGACCAGUUUACGCAGACUUUAUCUGAACGGCAAUUACCUUGAAGUGCUGUAUCCGUCCAUGUUCGACGGACUGCAGAGCUUGCAGUAUCUCUAUUUAGAGUAUAAUGUCAUUAAGGAAAUUAAGCCGCUGACCUUCGAUGCUUUGAUCAACCUACAGCUGCUGUUUCUGAAUAACAACCUGCUGCGGUCCUUACCCGAUAAUAUAUUUGGGGGCACGGCCCUCACCAGGCUGAACCUGAGAAACAACCACUUUUCUCACCUGCCUGUGAAAGGGGUCCUGGACCAGCUUCCAGCUUUCAUCCAGAUAGAUCUGCAAGAGAACCCGUGGGACUGCACCUGUGACAUCAUGGGGCUGAAGGACUGGACAGAGCACGCCAAUUCCCCCGUCAUCAUCAAUGAGGUGACCUGUGAAUCUCCCGCCAAGCACGCAGGGGAGAUACUGAAGUUUCUGGGGAGGGAGGCGAUCUGUCCAGACAGUCCCAACUUGUCAGACGGAACCAUUUUGUCUAUGAAUCACAACACAGACACACCUCGCUCGCUCAGUGUGUCUCCCAGUUCCUAUCCUGAACUCCACACUGAAGUUCCACUCUCCGUCUUAAUUUUAGGCUUGCUCGUUGUCUUUAUCUUAUCUGUCUGUUUCGGGGCUGGUUUAUUCGUCUUUGUCCUGAAACGCCGAAAGGGGGUGCCAAGUGUUCCCAGGAGUGCCAACAACUUAGACGUGAGUUCCUUCCAGUUACAGUAUGGGUCUUACAACACUGAGACUCAGGAGAAAGCCGACGGCCACGUCUAUAAUUACAUCCCUCCGCCUGUGGGUCAGAUGUGCCAAAACCCCAUCUACAUGCAGAAGGAAGGAGACCCAGUGGCCUAUUACCGCAACCUGCAAGAGUUCAGUUACAGCAACCUGGAGGAGAAAAAAGAAGAGCCAGCCACACUUGCUUACACGAUAAGUGCCACUGAGUUGCUGGAAAAGCAGGCCACACCAAGAGAGCCCGAGCUGUUGUAUCAGAACAUCGCCGAGCGGGUCAAGGAGCUCCCGAGCGCAGGGCUCGUCCACUAUAACUUUUGUACCUUACCUAAAAGGCAGUUCGCCCCUUCGUAUGAAUCUCGACGCCAAAACCAAGACAGAAUCAAUAAAACCGUUUUGUAUGGAACUCCCAGGAAAUGCUUUGUGGGGCAGUCCAAACCAGACCACCCUUUACUGCAAGCUAAGCCGCAGUCAGAACCAGACUACCUCGAAGUUCUGGAAAAACAAACUGCAAUCAGUCAGCUGUGAAGGGAAAUCAUUUAGAACCCUCUGGCAUCAAAGGCUGCUGCUCCAAACUGUUGGAAGCACUGCAUUUGCUUUUGUGUUUGUUUGUGUUCUCCCUUUCCCAGCCUCAGUGGAGGACUCUGAAAAUGUUUGGGGGAUGGGGUGAAGCAAUGAUCCUGCUUUUUCAAGUUUUCCUUUAAAUUAUUUCUCUCUGGCUCUCCCCACCCCCACCUGUCUUUUCCCUUCUCUCCUUAGGAACCACCGUUGAACAUGAAUUUUUUUCAUGUAUGUUGUUUAUGGUUUUGUUCCUUCUUUCUUCUUUUAUUUUUCCAGUGUGGGAAUGGGAAGAGGAGAUUAUAGUGAAUGAAGAAAAGAGUAAGCGAACUUUCCAAUGAAAGUGGAUAUUUAGUGUAUUUUGUCGAAGAUCUCCAAAGAUCUUUUGAGACUAUAAAUUCCUUUGUAAAUAAUGAUAUAUGGUAUUUCCGUCUUCAGUUACCAAGUAUAGCCACUAGGCAUCACUUCUUCGUGUUAAAGUGCCUUUGCACUUUAAGUACCUUACUUAAAUGUUGCUUUUAGCUUUGAUAAAUUGACAUAUUUUAAUGUGUUGUAUUUUUGAAAUUGAAAACACUGUAAAAUAGAUUGAACUGUCAGCUAUAUUAAGUCAACGUACAGUUUGCUUGAGUUAUAGAAACCAGCCUGUCAUCAAAUGAUUCUAGUUGUAGGACUUUAUAGACUUAACUGUAAAAUAUUUCCUUUCCUUUGGGUUUGUUCUAAGUGAUUUUAUUUAAGUCAACUAAGGGGAUUUAACAGUGGACUAGAGGUAAUAAACCGCCUCAGUUGGGAUUAGUAAUUCAUUAAUAAAAUAUAUUUAACCCAAUAUCAGAGUGAAUUGAACAAUUAAUGCCCUUCCGUAAAUCAUUAUUUUACACUAACAUGGUCAGUGUUUUAGAUUAUUUUCCUAAUUAAGAAUACAUUACACAACUUGUAAUAUAUUUUUUCUGCAUUAAAUUAGAUAUUUUUAUAUAUUUAAUGAAAGAGUCUGUAUUUCUAACUUUUUAAUUGAAAUUAAUAUUUUUUCUGCCUAUCGAAACAUUUUCUAUAAACACAACCAGUAGAGGCCGCCACACACCUCAUUUAAUAAAGACAUAUGAGCCAUUAAAUACUUUGAAGGAAGACUUCAAAGGUGAGAUUGAAACUUCCCAAGUAAGUUCUCUGCAAAUUCAAGGCGGCAGAGACAAAUGUAUAUGUUACUUUCUGUUUCUUUUAGGAUCAAAGAUUAGACUCAGAAACUUUCUCAAUUUUCACAUUUUCAGAGAAAGCAGCGUUUCCCUCUUGAGUUUAUGGAAGUAUUAACGGGGUGCUAUCAAAUCAUGUACUAUUUGCAUCUCCAACCCGAUUAAUAAGUACCUAAACUAAGAAAGUAGGCGUCUUUUUUCUUCUGCCUUCUUAAGGCAUGUGUUACUUGAAUUUUCCCUUGUCAGCUUGAGCAACCUUUCCGCUUUGGUCUUAGCAUUAAAAUGAUUUUAACUAACCAAGUCUAUAUAACAUUUACGAAGCCUUAAUAGCCUGUAGAUAAUUUUUAGAUGCAAGUAUUAUUGUGUGAUUUAAACAAACAGCCCUUCUUUACAACAAAAAAUAGUUUUGUUUUGUCUAUUGUAAAUCCUUAUGCAACUGGGAGGGUGAUCUGCAUAUAAAGUAGUCCAGCUUUUCAGUUCCUUAUUAAAGCAAUUGAUGGCGUCUGAAAGAA